UGUUUCCAUCUUUUUUAGUUCUGUCCCUUCUUUUCUGUUUAUUUAUAAUUUUGACAAGUACACAAAUUUGUUAUUUACAUUUUACAAUAAAUAUUCUAGAAACUGUGAUUUUUUAAAAAAUUUAAGACUAUUAACAUUGUUAUUAACUACUCCAGAUCACAAAGACACAUUUUUAGAAAUAUAAUAAUCCUUUCUGAUUAUUAUGGAGGAAGCUGCAAGCUUAGCACACCAUCCACCUCCGCUAAAUAUGCUACCACCAACUCCAGCAGGAUUAGAGUCUUUGUAUAACUUAACUAGGAAAAUUUAUCCAGACCAAGUCAACCCUUUACAAGUCACUGCCCUUUUAAAGUACUGGUUGGGUGGUCCAGACCCUCUAGACUACAUUUCAAUGUAUGCAAACCCAGGGUUGCCGGCCGAAAAUGUACCCCCACAUUGGCAUUACAUCAGUUUCGGACUGUCUGAUCUUCACGGAGACGGAAGAGUACAUGACCCUACUGGUCCAGAUAGUCCUUCUGGGUUUGGCUUUGAACUGACAUUCAGGUUAAAAAGAGAACCAGGCGAAACAUCGCCACCCACAUGGCCUGCCACUUUGAUGCAAUCUUUAGCGAAAUAUGUAUUUCAGUCAGGUAACACAUUAUGCGCGAGUGAUCAUGUUUCUUGGCAUUGUGCUUUAGAUAACAGCGAAUCUCGAAUACAGCAUAUGUUAAUGACUACUGACCAUCAACUGAAAUCAGCUCAAACGCCUUUUGGAACAGUAGAUUUUAUACAAAUUGUUGGUAUUUGUACAGAAGAAUUAAAAGCUACACAACGGUGGAAGGGUUCUGGUGUUCUGGAUAUUCUAAAAAGGCUACCAGCGGCUGGUGGUAGUUGGCUUAUAACAGAUAUGAGACGAGGAGAAAGUAUUUUUGAAUUAGAUCUGAAUGCACAAGAAGAGGUUGAAAGAGGAUUUGAAUUAGAUGGUUCUAACUUAGGAGGGGUUUCUGGGAGAUGUUCUUGGUCGGAGCAAGAUUACUUUACUGGGAAAGACUGUGCGAAAGAUGGUAGCAUAAGGAUGGAAUCACCUUUUCUUCACAACUUUUUAGGAAAUUCGUCAGAAUCUCAAGAAAUGGUGCCAGUUCGAAAGUUGGAUGGCGUUCACCUAAUAUUUAAUUUAGAAGCAGGUAGUCUUCUUCCAUUAGCGAUAAGAGGACGUGUAAAACACGGGAGACACUUCACGUUCAAAUCGGUCCUAGGAGAAACGGGAGUGACUUUAGUUGCCUGUUCAGUUACCGGCACACUGGUGAGUCUCGAUUAUCCUUACGUAGCGCAAGGAUCGUGGCUUCAGGUUCUUAUCCCGGAUGACUUAGCUCAAGACAUGGCUGUAACUUUCCAAGCUUUGGCCAGUCCCGAAGCAUUAUCUUUGCCUAAGACCUUUUCUUGGCCUGACAGGAAAUUGUCUAUUACUAUAGUUGCUGAUAAAGUAUGAGCGUAAUAACCGAAUAUCAAGUAGUUCCUAAGAUUAAUUUAAGAAGAUAUGUAAAGGUGCCUUCAGACAAAUUCAUAUACAUAUGAGGCACAUAGAAUAAUAAUGGUCUAACUCCGAAUACGUUAAAUUUGGAGAACUGACAUAAUUGUUAAAAUUAGAUUAAAAAAUUCAGCAAAAUAUUUCCACAUAACUCAAAUGUUUAUUCAUCAAUAAUACAGUGUAACAUAAGUGGGCUUAACGAUAAAUUCAGAUUCUUUACAAAAAAUGCCUUAAAACUAUGAGGUAAACAAAAAAAUAUGGACUUAGACCACCAUAAAUCUGAAUGAUUUUGUUUAAAUUUAUCUAAUCAUAUAUCAGUUCAUCCUCAGAAGAUCUGUCUUCGAGGUUUUCUUGACCAGAUGCUCGGAUGGGUAAUGGAGUGGGCAAGUUUUUGUAAAACUGAUGAUGUACUGGUGGUAUAUAUGGCAGCAAGUCCAUCAUAUCUUUCUUCUUUGCAGCUGUAACAGUCCUUCUUAUUGGAUAGAGUGGUUCUUGUAUUAUGUUCAAACUGCUAAUAGGCCCCAACAUUUUUCUUUUUUGAAAGGUCGACAAUAUAAAAUUCACUUUCAGGACUUAGAGUUUCCUUAAAUUGAAAUUGAAGGGGUCGAUCUCUCUGAAAUCGAAGCCAUCUUAUUUUAAGCCAGUUAAAAUUGGAUUCAUUAGUCGUUACUUUCCGAUUGGUAAUCAUAUUCUCUAAACCUGUUGUACUGAAAAACUGUUGAUCUUGCAUUUCAGUCACCACAAACUUGGGUUCUUUUCGUUUGGAACUCUUAAUAAUAUUAAUCCACUCAUCUGGAUGGUGGAUUACACUGUGACGUCUGCUUUCACCUUCGAUUGUACCGAAUUGGCCAUCAUUUGGAAGAAAAGAGUGCCCAGACACCAAAAAUUUAAGAUCUAUGAUGUUGAUAUCAAAUUCUGAGUCUUGUACUAGUUUCAACAAAGAUAAACUCAUCUUUAUAUUCCGAUUUUGACCUGUACAUGAGUCUGAAUAAGCAAUGAUAUGUUUAUGAUUCGUAGCAUAGUGCCUUAAAUGCUUUACUAAACAAGUUGCAAUGUCUUGCGAUCCGGGCCCACCCUCUGUUUCUUUCCAUACAUACAUAUAACCAGUAUUGCUGUUGAAGGAAUGUAUUCCUAGAUUAUAUAGAUACAGAUUUCUUUUAUAGUACGCCACAGAUGUUGUCAGCUUAGGGAAAGGCAAAGCCUCAAAGCAAAUGUUACAAUGUAUGCGUCUGGAAUUUUUUUUUGAGUCACUCCUUAAACUCUCCCUCGCUAAGUCUGCUUUUCGUAAAUGCAACUUUUUUUUAACUGAAAUAUUGUUUUUUAAGUCAUCAUUGUUGGCACUUUUCAGUUUUAACUCUAGAUCAUCACACAACUUGCAGGUGUCUUGAUGAGGAAUUUUGAAAUGCAAAUUAAAUUUUGUAUUAAAUACCUGAUAAUAAUAUUUUAAUUUUUUUGGUUCUGUAUUCUGGGUUCGACAUUCUUCUACAUACAGAUCAUACAUCUUUUUUACAGUUAGAUUACUGUCCAAGUAUUUUCUAUUGGGAUUUUUAGUUCUAGAAUAAUGGCUUUGAUAAGCCGGAAAAGUUUUUAUAUGCCUGACAAUAUCAGAAUCAUCCAACUUUCUAGAGCUUGUAGUACCUCUUAGCUCUUUGCAAUUAGAGGAAUCUCGUUUCGAAAUGCAUCUAUGCAGACAGCCGUUACUUAUCUUAAAUGUAUCAAGAAAAUAUUUCUUGCAAACUAUAUGCGUUUUAUUAUUAAUUUUCAAUACAUAUUGAAAAUGUGUAUGCUUUCCUAAGCGAGAUCCAGUUUUAGGGCGUUUUCUAUUUACGGGUGAAGCUUUUACUAAGCCAUAAAUAUAGCUAUUUUGCGCCACAUAAUUGCCGAGCUCCCAAAAUGAGUCAAACGCAUUUUCUCUCUCAGUAAAUGAAAAUAAAUUAAUACACUUCUUUCUGCACUUACAGUACAAAUUUUCAAAAAGCUUGGCGUUAAUUUUUACGUUACUGUUAGAAAUGUACUCUUUGCCAGUAUUCCUUAGUUUUUUGUUUUUAUUAAUUUUCCAAUCCUUUUCAUUUCUCGAUCGUUUUCUGCUUCUGAUUUUUGCAAGGCCACCUGACAAUUUUUAAAAACCUGUAAUUUUUUUACUAUUAUUAGUAUAAAAAAAUUACAUACUUGUGGAUGGUGUACAACAUCGUCAAGUACUUCUUCAUUUGAAGUUUUUGCAUCUAAGAUAAAAAUUAAACUAUCUAAAAAUGUAUUUAUUUAAAAAAAUAGUUCGCAGUUUUGUUAGGUUAUGUCGGUAUAAUAAAAUCAUAAUAUCUAAUUAAUGCUGCUAAAAUUAUAAAUAUAGACACUUACCAAAAGAAACCACGCUAUCACUAGGUGUAUAUUCAUACCCAGAAUCACUAAAAUCACUGAAUUCAUCCAUUAUAAAACUCUACUGUAAACACAAAAAAUGUUGUAAACAUUGAAUGAUUGAAAGUAAAAAUGGUCCAACUCCUCAGAUGUACCAGUAUUAUUCUGAAUGCAUGAUUAUACCAUUUUUAGUGACCUAUAUUGAAUUUAAAUCAGAAUAAGAGUAAGAUGGCGCCAUGUAUUGACUGAAAACUGAAACAAGGAGUUAGACCAGCUUUAUACUGAUAGAUCUAUGUAGAUUGAUACCUUCUACGUAAAUGGCGCGAAUUUUGAAAAGAAUGGAUUUAGACCAUUAUUAUUCUAUGUGCCUCAUAUGUAAGUACGGUUUGAAUUUUUUUCCAAACCAAAUAAACACAAUUUAUUUGGCCUUAAUAGUUCCGUUCAACUUGUUACUUUCCCAUUUCUUGAUGCUCAUUUCACAAAAUGUUUAUUCUCUCUGGUUACAAAUUAGUAAGUAACCUUUCAAUGCUUUUGAGUAGAAAUUCAUCAACAAUUGAAUUAGAAUCUUAAAUGUGUAUAUGGUACGUUUACCACCUAUUGGAUAAACGUAGUUUUAUCCAGAUAGAUUAUUAUUUAACCAAUUUAGCUGGAUUAAAAGCAUAUCAGUUAAAAUGACUUAUAUAGAUAACUCUUUUCUACAUUUCUUCUGAUAAUAAAAUAAAUAUUUAUAUAUUUUAAUAUACAUUUCAAUAAAAUUGGCGAAAAUUUGGUCGAUGGAUUUAUUAACACCUUAUAUCUCAAGAGAAACUCCAAGAAGCCGAGCUUUAAUUUGAGAUUCAAGUAUUGCCUUAUGAAACAUUUUUUUUGGUUUAAAUGAACCUUAAGUCAUUUUGACCAGUUACUAGUUUUUCGGUCACUCAUUCAAGUUAUAAGCUUAAAUUUUAUUUUAAUUUAAUUUUUGCAAUUCUUUUUCAUAAUCCGUUUUUCAUUGUUAUUUUUUUCUUCAUUUCCAGUUCCAGUGAUUUUUUUUUUAAUACUUUUAUUAUUUUAUUAUUUAUAUUGACAUAAUAAGCAUUGCAUAUAGGAAGUUACUUGUCGUUUAACUUUUUGUUAACAGAAAAUCAACAGAGGAGGAAUAGAGACUACUACUAUAUUUAUUUAGUUAACUUAAAUGACUUAUACAGUUUAUCUUUUUAAAGGUCUCUUAAAAAAAAAACCUCUUUCAACAUUAAAACCCUUAAUCAAACUUACCUAAUUUUUUUGCUAGAUCUUUUCAAAAUGGUUAGUAAUAUAUUGUACUUUUUGUCUUUUAUCAUUAGCUACCUGAAUGGUUAUCUCUAUUACCCCAUGGAUUCUUAAGGUACCCAUUCACGUUCAGGCGGCCGGCCGGCUUAGGCCGGAAAAAAUUUCUCGGCCAGUUCUCGCUACACACGUUCAGUUGGGGGACAGGUCGUGGCCUGUCUUUCGUCGCAAAUUGUAAAAACCCCAACGUGUGUAGUGUUUGGUGGACGUUAUUUGCUAAUAGAGCACUUAGAAAUAAGGCAUAUGAGGAGUUAUUGCAACUUUACAAAACAGUGGAUCAACAUGCUACAGUCGAUUCUGUAAAAAAUAAAAUAAACAAUAUGAGAAGUACUUUUCGAAAAGAGCUGAAGAAAGUGAAGCAAUCGAAAAGAAGCGGUUCUUCUCUAGAUGAUUUGUAUAAGCCAGUGUUGUGGUAUUAUGACAGUCUUUUAUUUACUGUUAAGCACGAAAAGUGUCGAACAACUAUUUCUUCAGACAGUGAUCUACAACAAGAAGAAAUGCAUAACGAUGAAGAAAUUAAUGAAAAUGCGCUUGAUACUGAUUCACUUUCACUAUAUUUAUGUUUUCUUUAUAAUCACAUAAUACAAAGCCAUGUUGUUUAAUUAUAAUAAAUAGUUAUAAAUAGUAAUACACAAUUACCAAUUCAGUAUCAUCAUUUUUUUUGGAUCCAUAUUUAUUGCGGUAUGAAAGACUCUGAAACGGUUUGCAAGAAUCCCAAAAGCGUUUUCCACGUCUUGCUCUGCUCAAACGAUAGUUAAAAAUUCGCUGCUCCGGAGAUAAAUUUUUUUGAGGGUAUGAUUUCAAUAUAUUUUCGUUCAGUGCAAACGCAUCAUCUGCUACAAAUACAGAAUUUAAAUUUUCCGUUGUAUUUUGGUUAUCUGGCAAGUUUAAUGAUUUAUUCAAUAGUUUGUCAUGAAAAUCGAUGCACUCGAAGACACCACCAUCCGAUACUCUACCAUUGCAACCAACGUUUACAUAAACAAAUUUAUAGUUAGCAUUUACAAGGGCCAUCAGAACAAUACUAAAAUAUUCCUUUUAGUUGAAAUAGUAAAACCCACUGUUUUUGGGUUUAACUAUACGAAUUGCACGUCUCUGGAAUAAUUUUUCCCAACGCUUAGGGCGAAAUACCUAAUUGCAGUAAAUUUUAGAUCGUCCAUGCUGCGGCCUGUUGCUAAAUAUCUUGAGUCACUAACAAUAUUUCUUCAGCGCUGAUUGCUUGUCGCAUUAUUGUGUCUUUUUUUUGUAAUAUACGGCUUAACCAAAUUUAAUAAGUAUUGAACACAGUCAUUGUUUAUUCUAAGGUAAUUUUUUAAAUCACUGUCGCUUGUUUGCCGCAGUUCUCGUAUAAGUUCAAAAUAUGAUAAGGAACUACUUUUUUUUAACCUCUCCUUCACCCACAUUUUCUUUUUUGCCCUUUUCUUUCAUUCUUAUGACAAUAUAAUAAAAUGACAAUAGCUGCAGCGUAUUCUUGUGACAUGUCGUCGAUCAUUAACUGAAUGUGUGUACUGAAUUUGAACCAAACGUCUGGCAAAUAUCGCAUCGGAUAGAAAACUGUCGACAAAAACCCUAGCAACAAACUGUACGUAUGUAGAGAGCGACGAUAAUAGCCGGACAGGCAGGACGCCUGAACGUGAAUAGACCUUUACUGCAUUCUAGCUCCAAAUUAUACCUCUCUCGGCCACAUAUCAUAUCUGUAUCAUUUCUUAAAAAAAGAAUUCUUGACUUUUAAACUAUGUCCCUUAUAUUUAAAAUUAGGUGUAGUACUUUAAUUGUGUGAAUCUUACAGUAAAUAAAUCUUUAUUAUAUAAAUAUUUAUAAAUUGUGAUUUGAAGUGCCUUGUAUACAAUAAAAAUUAAAUUUUAUAAAUAUUUUGUUAUAAAUUGACAAAUAAAUAUAUUUUAGUUUCAUCGAAAUAAUAAUUAAAUAUAAAAUGAAAUGAGCUUUCAACAUUUGGAACUUGAGGUUAAAAUAGUAAUAUAAUAUAAAAAUGCCAUAUCAAUUUUCGGAUAAGUUAUAAUAUACAUAUAUUUUAAGUUUGUAUUUAAUCAGGGAGAGUGCAAAUGUAAUUUAUAUAAAGUAUUUAUUUAUGUGUCUGUAAUUAUUAUAACAUGGUAUUUUAUUUAUGAAUCAUGUUCAAUAUAUAAGUUUUCUAAAUUUCUUA
Messenger RNA from Anthonomus grandis grandis, 7319 nucleotides. It is a transcript of the gene Su(fu), whose product is annotated as suppressor of fused homolog. Lineage: Eukaryota; Metazoa; Arthropoda; Insecta; Coleoptera; Curculionidae. The record is from RefSeq and is a predicted model, not a curated record. Gene Ontology annotation, cellular component: cytoplasm; nucleus. Gene Ontology annotation, molecular function: transcription factor binding. The transcript has 7 exons. The coding region runs from base 203 to 1465 and encodes 420 amino acids.